Molecule: messenger RNA, 1881 nt
Organism: Neogale vison (American mink)
Lineage: Eukaryota; Metazoa; Chordata; Mammalia; Carnivora; Mustelidae
Product: receptor-type tyrosine-protein phosphatase T-like
Molecular function (GO): protein binding
Source: RefSeq, a predicted model, not a curated record
AUGGCGGUGGCAAUUAACUCCUCAUGGAGAAUCAUGGAGUUCCUCCAUGAGAGGGUGUCUUCUGUUAAAACAAGGGCACUGAUUCAGGAAGAAAGAGAUCCUAAAAUUAUAAUUGGGACAAGUGGACAGAUCGUGAUAAAGCUGGGGACACUGCGGAAACCUGUGUCAAUGGCUGGUUGCCUCCCACACCCAUUGCCCCCCCCAGAGCUGCUGGCUGUUGGGGCCACAUACCUGUGGAUCAAGCCAAAUGCCAAUUCUAUCAUCGGUGAUGGCCCCAUCAUCCUGAAGGAGGUAGAAUAUCGCACCACCACGGGCACCUGGGCCGAGACUCACAUAGUGGACUCUCCCAACUAUAAGUUGUGGCAUCUGGACCCUGACGUGGAGUACGAGAUCCGGGUGCUGCUCAAACGACCAGGGGAUGGAGGCACAGGACCACCAGGGCCUCCCCUCACCACCAGAACCAAGUGUGCAGACCCCGUGCACGGCCCACAGAACGUGGAGAUUGUGGACAUCCGUGCGCAGCAGCUGACCCUGCAGUGGGAACCGUUCGGCUACGCGGUGACCCGCUGCCACAGCUACAACCUCACCGUGCAGUACCAGUACGUGUUCAACCAGCAGCAGUACGAGGCGGAAGAGGUCAUUCAGACCUCUUCCCACUACACCCUGCGGGGCCUGUGCCCCUUCAUGACCAUCCAGCUGCGGCUGCUGCUGUCCAACCCUGAGGGUCGGAUUGAGAGCAAGGAGCUGGUGGUGCAGACGGAGGAGGAUGUUCCAGGAGCUGUUCCCCUAGAAUCCAUCCAAGGAGGGCCCUUUGAGGAGAAGAUCUACUUCCAGUGGAAGCCUCCCAACGAGACUAAUGGGGUCAUCACACUCUAUGAGAUCAACUACAAGGCUGUUGGCUCCCUGGACCCAAGUGCCGACCUCUCCAGCCAGCGGGGGAAGGUCUUCAAGCUGCGGAAUGAAACCCACCACCUCUUUGUGGGACUGAACCCGGGCACCACCUACUCCUUCACCAUCAAAGCCAGCACAGCCAAGGGCUUCAGACCCCCUGUCACCACUAGGAUUGCCACCAAAAUUUCAGCUCCGUUGAUGCCUGAAUAGGACACCGACACCCCACUGAAUGAAACAGACAUGACCAUCACGGUGAUGCUGAAGCCCGCCAGGGGAGCCCCUGUCAGUGUUUAUCAGCUGGUUGUCCAGGAAGAGCGACUUCAGAAGUCAGGAAGGGCAGCUGACAUCAUUGAGUGCUUUUCAGUGCCUGUGAGCUAUAGGAAUGCCUCCAACCUUGAUUCUCUAUACUACUUUGCCACUGAAUUGAAGCCCGAACCUGUCACCCAGCCAUUUACAGUGGGUGACAAUAAGACAUACAAUGGAUACUGGAACCCUCCUCUUUCCCCUCUGAAAAGCUACAGCAUCUACUUCCAGGCACUCAGCAAAGCAAAUGGAGAGACCAAAAUCAACUGCGUUCGCCUGGCUACAAAAGGUGCCUCUACUCAGAAUUCUAACACUGUGGAGCCAGAGAAGCAGGUGGACAACACCAUGAAGAUGGCUGGUGUGAUCGCUGGCCUCCUGAUGUUCAUCAUCAUUCUCCUGGGUGUCAUGCUCACCAUCAAGAGGAGAAAUGCUUAUUCCUACUCCUAUUACUUGAAGCUGGCCAAGAAGCAGGAGGAGACACAGAGUGGAGCCCAGAGGGAGAUGGGACCUGUGGCCUCAGCCGACAAACCCACCACCAAGCUCAGCACCAGCCGCAACGAUGAAGGCUUCUCCUCUAGCUCUCGGGAUGUUAAUGGAUUCAUUAAGUUGAGCCAAUUAAGUGUAAGGGAAUGGCCAUUGUCCAGCUUGACCCUGGUACCUCUGCUAUGGACCCCUCACAGUGGUUAG